AUGGCGUCUCUGAAAACUAGAUUGGAACACGCCAUCACUCCCGCUGCACUCAGAUCUUAUCUCGCAGAGUUCCUCUCCACUUUCUUCUUCGUCUUUGCCGCAGCCGGUUCCGCCAUGUCCUCGAGGAAGAUGUCGACGCCGGAAGCAGCAAUAACUGAUCCGUCUAGCCUGGUAGCCACGGCAAUUGCAACCGCCUUUGCAUUGUCAGUGGCGGUUUAUGUCGCCAUUAAUGUUUCCGGUGGCCAUGUGAAUCCUGCGGUGACGUUUGCAAUGGCGGUGGGAGGACACAUCAGCAUCCCGUUGGCCAUCUUCUACUGGAUUUCUCAAAUGUUUGGCUCUGUCAUGGCCUGUUUGGUUCUGAAAAUCCUUACUGUUGGACAGCAUGUUCCGGUUCACGGGAUUCCGUCAGAAAUGACAGGAUUUGGGGCAUCGAUUCUCGAAGGUGUGAUGACAUUUGCGUUGGUCUACACUGUUUAUGCUGCCGGAGACCCAAGGCGUGGUGCCUUUGGAACCAUUGGACCAUUGAUGAUCGGGUCAAUAGCCGGAGCCAACGUGUUGGCUUCAGGUCCGUUUACCGGCGGAUCAAUGAACCCGGCAUACUCGUUUGGGUCUGCCGUUACUGGUGGAAGUUUCAGGAACCAAGCGGUUUAUUGGGUCGGACCGUUGCUUGGUGGAGCCGUUGCGGGUAUAGUGUAUGAUAAUGUGGUGUUUCCUGCUCAGUCACCGGAGGAUUCUAUCCGCGGAAUUACCGACGGUAUCGGUGUUUAAGUUGUUAAUCACCAUCUUAACCCCUUAAGACUAAAU
Messenger RNA from Cynara cardunculus var. scolymus (artichoke), 804 nucleotides. RefSeq names its product probable aquaporin TIP5-1. Gene Ontology annotation, molecular function: water channel activity. Lineage: Eukaryota; Viridiplantae; Streptophyta; Magnoliopsida; Asterales; Asteraceae. Gene Ontology annotation, cellular component: membrane. Gene Ontology annotation, biological process: water transport; transmembrane transport. The record is from RefSeq and is a predicted model, not a curated record. The transcript is spliced from 3 exons. The coding region runs from base 1 to 768 and encodes 255 amino acids.